This is a messenger RNA of Uncinocarpus reesii 1704, 2793 nucleotides long. RefSeq lists its product as uncharacterized. Bases 1 to 2793 code for a protein of 930 amino acids. Gene Ontology annotation, molecular function: protein binding; peptidase activity. The record is from RefSeq and is a predicted model, not a curated record. The transcript is spliced from 8 exons. Gene Ontology annotation, biological process: proteolysis; glutathione catabolic process. NCBI's taxonomy places the organism in Eukaryota, Fungi, Ascomycota, Eurotiomycetes, Onygenales, Onygenaceae.
AUGGCCGGCUUAGAUCCUGGGGCAUCGACCAGUAACGACGUCACUCUUUCCCCGACAACCGCCAGCCAAUCUGUGUCUUUAGACUUGGCCAACUUGAAAAAUGAGAAUGCUGUUGGCCACCGUGUCCACGCUGUGAGGUCCGUCCUAGCAUUAGUCCUAGACGAUGAAUGUGUGUUUGCAGGCUUGCAAGGAGGAGACAUUGUGGCAUGGUCUCUAGACACCUACGAACUCGUCCUAUCAGUUAAAGCUCAUGAAGAGAGCGUUUUAGGUCUCUAUUUGUCUGAUGACAAAAGUUUGCUAUUCUCUAGUGGAGGAGACUCUGUGGUCAACGUCUGGUCAACAAGUACUUUUGAGCGUCUAUAUUCGAUCUACUCACAUCAUGAUGUGGGAGACGUAUUUACUGUCGUAUAUUCGGCAGAGCUGAAGACGGUCUAUUGCGGAGGCCAAAAUACUAGCCUUCAAUGGUGCAAUCUUCUUAAAGAUGCUCACCCUCCACCUCAAAUUGCCGCCCAUCCUUCAUGUAGAACGCACAAGUUCUUUGACUCCCGAGGUCCUGGAGGGAUAGCUCCUCCUGCACGCAAAGAUGUCCAACCUCAAGAUGCGUUGUAUGACGGCCAAACCCUAACGUUCAAGAAAGAUCAACAUAGGCUCUUCGCUCAUCAUGGCUAUGUUUACUGCAUGCUACUUGUGCGCGGGUUAUUGGAGUGUCAGUCUGGCGGAGAAAUUCUGUUCACGGGGUCUGGUGACGGUUCCGUUAAACUAUGGGAGCUCAAUCAAGGGUCUAAUGUUGCACCGACUGAAAUUGCCUCAUUACAGAAUGGCAGCGAAUCUGUCCUGUCAAUUGCAGUCGAUGGCCCCUUCUUAUAUUGCGGGCUUACUGGAGGGGCGAUCAAUAUAUGGAAUCUAGAUUCUCGUCAGAUCAUAAAGACUAUCACGAACCACACCGGGGAUCUCUGGGCAAUUGAUAUCAUUAAGGGUAUCAUUAUAAGCGGUGAUUCCGAUGGUAUUGUCAAGGAUAAGACUGGUUUUGACGGGCAUCAGAAAUUCAACUCUCGUUUCGAAGAAAUCGGUUCCUGGACAGCACAUCACGGAACAAUGCUUGCAUCCGCUGCAGGCUUCGUGAACAAUCGAUGGAUCUAUGCGACUGGGGGGAAUGAUAACUCGGUUGCGAUCUGGGACUUGACUGAACAUCCAGUCGAUUCACACGAAAUCCCCGCGACGAGUAAUGGUGCGCACACGUAUCCCGUUUCUUACUUGUUGGAUGAGCUGGUCAACAGCUUGGCCAAAUUUGUUGGAUUCAAAACAAUUUCAGCGCGGCCUAAGUUCUCUGGAGAGUGCAACCAGGGGGCUGCGUUUCUACGUCGACACUGCAUUUAUCUGGGUGCUCAAACCAACAUCCUUACCACGGGUCAGAAUACAAAUCCGAUUGUGCUGGCGAAAUUUCCAGCCUCUUCUCGGAAUCCUUUAAAUCGGACCGUUUUAUUCUACGGCCAUUAUGACGUUGUCAGUGCAGAAGCCAACCAGGCGAAAUGGAACACCGAUCCGUUUCAGCUAACUUCGCUCAACGGCUUUCUCUACGGCCGUGGAGUAUCAGAUAACAAGGGCCCGAUUUUAGCUGCCCUCUAUGCAGCUGCAGAACUAGCGCAGCGAAAGGAACUCACUUGCAACGUGGUUUUCUUGAUUGAAGGCGAAGAAGAGUCCGGGUCCCCAGGGCUUUGCAGAGACAGUUCAAGAGAACAAAGAGUUGAUUGGCCCUGUCGACUGGAUACUCCUGGCAAACAUCAUCAUCCAGAUCUUCAUAGUGGUAUCGAUGGCAGUUCUUUACUUGAUGAGCCACUCAAGGACUUGAGUAUGCUGCUAGGAACUAUAGUCGGGCCAAAAGGGAAAAUAAACCUUCCAGGAUUCCAUGAUCCAGUAUUACCACUCACUGCUAUUGAAAAGCAACGCUACGAUGCAAUUGCAGAAGCUCUUCUUCCACAUCAUCCAGAAAUCGAGGAUGUCGAGUCGUUUACAGCUUCACUCAUGCAUCGCUGGCGCGAGCCAUCGCUGACCAUUCACUCCGUGGAGAUCCCUGGCUGCAAGAGCUCCCCAACUACGAUAUCACGCAAGGCGAAAGCUACACUAUCCAUUCGACUAGUGCCAAAUCAAGAUGCAGACAAAGUAGCCGAAGACCUAAUCAACUACGCGCAGUCACAAUUCGCCGACCUCGAUUCAGAAAAUACCCUCACCGUUGAAAUUACGGGUAAAGCAGACCCCUGGCUCGGUGAUCCGGAUAACGAACUCUUUGAAACGCUUUCACGCGCCGUCACGGCAGUCUGGUCAGCCAGCAGCGAGAGCAGGAAACACGACAACUACCCACCUAUUUCAUCCGGACACCUAACCAACUCAGAGCUCUCCCGCACCAAUUCCUCCGACAGCCUCGCCUCAACGUCAAAGAUUGAGCGUAUCCUCACAUCCUCAUCGUCCGCUCCCAAGCCCAAGUCUAAAUUCGGCCAGAAAACGCAGUCACCGCAUUUGCCUCCAAUACCAACAUCGUCCACCCUUACCACUGACGCUAUCGAACCGGGCGCAUGCCAACACCCGCAAGGGAGCGAGACGGCAGAAAGUACCCGAAAGCCAACCCCCAAGGCCAUCAAGCCGAUCUACAUUCGUGAGGGAGGCUCUAUCCCCACGAUUAGGUUCUUGGAAAAGGAGUUCAACGCACCAGCUGCGCAUUUGCCUUGUGGACAGGCGAGUGAUAAUGCGCACUUAAGCAAUGAGCGGUUGAGGGGAGAUCUUUCGAAGAGCCUUUAG